Messenger RNA from Microthlaspi erraticum, 459 nucleotides. Lineage: Eukaryota; Viridiplantae; Streptophyta; Magnoliopsida; Brassicales; Brassicaceae. The record is from the annotation of a GenBank genome assembly.
AUGAACGGCAUGAGCGGAUCUUCCUCGGCAGCUUCAGCACCUUCACCGUCGGCGUUCUUCAACCAUCACCGCCGUCAUCACGGUGGCAUGAUGCACAUGACUUUCUUUUGGGGGACAAACACGGAGGUUCUAUUCGAUGGCUGGCCAGGGACCAGUCUGACCAUGUAUUGGGUCUGCCUCGCCGUCAUUUUCGUUGUAUCAGCUGCCUCGGAGUGGCUUUCUCGCUGUGGAGCUAUGAAAGCCGGUCCGGCUAGCUUUGGUUUCGGGCUAGUCCAGACGGUAGUAUACACCGUGAGGGCUGGCUUGUCUUAUUUGGUUAUGUUGGCUGUGAUGUCGUUCAAUGGAGGAGUAUUCUUGGCUGCAAUGGCUGGUUUCGGAUUAGGGUUUAUGAUCUUUGGAAGUAGGAGUUUUAAGAACACUAGUAAUAACAAUCACACCGAGGUUCAAUCACAUUGUUGA